CAACAGUUUAUGAGUCGCCAAGUUAAAUCUUCAAAGUUUGGUUUUUUUCGUUUUACCAAAUCAGAUUUUAUUUUUUAGUAAUCAUGGGUUGUGCUAAUUCCAAGCAAAAGCGAUGUAGGCAUUGCAACGCUCCUUAUUCGCCUGUUUCGAGAAGCUACUCAAUGCAUGUUCAUCACCCUCCUCAAACCGAAGGGGACAGCUACCAUGUUGUGGCACUCACUUCCACCACGUUGGGAAAUCUCAAACUCAAUUCCCCUGCCUCAAAUUACCAGCUACCUCAAAAUGUUGCUGGGAGUGGUGGCCAUGAUUUCAUGUUUUCCAAUGGCAAGGUCAGAGAUAGUGAAAGUUUCAGGUUUGGUAAUGGCAACUUAAUCCAAAGGCAAGAGAAUGAGAAGGAGAAGGAGAAGGAGAAGAAUGAAGCAUUAUUGGAAAGCAAGAAAAUACAAGAGUUUUCAAUGGGGCUGAUUGAGGCCAAGACUUGGUCCAAUAUGAUUGAGCAAAAGUUACCAAAAGUUGUUCCCAAGACACCAAUCAGAACACCACCUGGUGAACCAGAAACAAUCAACACAUGGGAACUCAUGGAAGGCCUUGAAGAUACCAGCCCUUUCCGUUCACCAAAUCACUUCCGGAGCUUCUCUUUUGAUGCCAAUGGCGAUUUUGGUGAUGAUCAUGUUGUUAAUGUUGAUCCACCCAAAUUGAGUGUUACUGCUUCUCCUAAACCCUUGUGGCUUCAGAUGACAGAUGAAGAAUCAAAACUCAAUCCUGUAAUCUCAGAUUUUGAUCCUGAAGUGAUUUCCUCAUUCAGAAAGUCCUUACAACAGCUCUCUCCAGAUAGCCCUUUUCACCUUCGAUCAGCAACAACUGAUGAAGAGAAACAAGGGACUAGAAAGGGGCUCUUAUCUGAGGAAAAGAAGAUAAAAGAUGGUGAUGUUGUUAUGGAUGUUAAGCUUGCCCCGCGUGGGAAGGAGAGGGUUGUUGUGUAUUUCACAAGCCUACGAGGGGUAAGAAAGACUUAUGAGGAUUGCUGCCAAGUGAUGCUGAUUCUGAAAGGAUUGGGAGUGAGGGUGGAUGAGAGAGAUGUAUCCAUGCAUUCAGGGUUCAAGGAGGAGCUCAGGGAACUUAUGGGAGAUGGAUUUGGUGGGGGUGGAUUGCCAAGAGUGUUUGUUGGAAGUAAUUACAUUGGUGGAGCUGAGGAAAUUCAGAGGCUGCAUGAGGAUGGGAAACUUGAGAAAAUGUUGGGUUGUUGUGAGAAGAUUGAGGAUAGUGGUGGAAGUGAAGGUGGAGGAGUAUGUGAGGCCUGUGGGGAUAUAAGGUUUGUUCCUUGUGAAACCUGUUCUGGAAGCUGUAAAAUCUACUAUGAAGGUGAUGAAGAUGAAGAAGAAUACGAUGGUGGUGAGGUGAGUGAGUAUGGAUUCCAGCGUUGCCCUGAUUGCAAUGAAAAUGGACUAAUUCGUUGCCCAAUGUGCUGCAAUGAAAAUGGACUAGUUCCCACUUUCAGGUGACACUUAACAGAGGUACUUAGACAAAAUUUUGAGUUUUAUUCUUCAGGGUAUUUUAUUUUGAGAGAUUUUGUUGUACAGUGAAGUUUUUGGUGUGUUGGAUACUUAGUGAAGAGUGAAUAACGUGUUCUAAUCA
Messenger RNA from Gastrolobium bilobum, 1635 nucleotides. RefSeq lists its product as uncharacterized. The record is from RefSeq and is a predicted model, not a curated record. Lineage: Eukaryota; Viridiplantae; Streptophyta; Magnoliopsida; Fabales; Fabaceae. Bases 84 to 1502 code for a protein of 472 amino acids. The transcript has a single exon.